Molecule: messenger RNA, 2381 nt
Organism: Polypterus senegalus (gray bichir)
Lineage: Eukaryota; Metazoa; Chordata; Cladistia; Polypteriformes; Polypteridae
Product: protein FAM53A-like
Exons: 5
Coding region: 398-1069 (223 amino acids)
Biological process (GO): protein import into nucleus
Cellular component (GO): nucleus
Source: RefSeq, a predicted model, not a curated record
UCGACUGCACAUUCAUUCGCGUGUUGUUAUUUUUCAUAAGCUCUGUCGGAAAGCAAUCGGCGUUUUUAGCACAGGUGUCAUGAAACGUUGCGGCGUAGCUAUUAACACUCUUAACGCGUCCAACAGUAGUGGCGUAUAUCGGUGUGGGUUAUGUAGGAUGUUUAUUGUGGUGUGAGUGCGGCCCGAGAAGAAAAUGUUGUAAAUAUUAAGAAACAAAGCCUCGGGGGGCAGAACAAGGAUUUCUGCCUCAUCCCCAUCGUAGAAAUGCAAACAAAUCUACAACAAAGAAUUGUAUGCACAUUUCAGAUGGAAAUUUCUAAGUAACAGAGUGUACUCUCAUGAUAACUCUUAUGAUGUACAGUGCUACGUACUAAAGUGGACCAGGAAGAAUGCUCCCAUGCUUGUUGGCCUAAGUAGCAAGAGGGUGACUACAACAAUGGUAACACUAAUAACUGAAAAACUGCAGAACCAGAGUUUGGAUGACUUAGCAUGCAAAGCUUACAGCAUUAACCUGCACUCCCCGGAAUCCCUGAACCAGAGUGACACCCUGUUUCCAUUUGAAAUCCAUGAAGAUCGCCCAUGGAGAGUUGUUGGAAAUGGCUGUCAAAUCAGGAAAGAAGCAACAUCAACCAAGGCUACUGCUUUCCAUUUUCCAAUUUGUCAAUAUAACUAUGGUGGCACUGACAACAUUGGCCUGCAGUGGCAAAAGGAUACCACAACACCAUCUUCCAUUGUUUCAUGGACUUUAAAAAAUUCUAAAAGCCUUUGCUCACUUGACUAUGAGGAGGAUGAUGACAUUGAUGACCCCCACAUGAAAACUAUUGUGUCAUCACCCUGUGAUUCAAAUGACCUGUUAAUGAACAUAAUAACUCCUGGCUCCAGUCCCAUGAAGGAGAGUGUCACACAUCACCACAACUGCCACUCCACCACUGGGCAUGUGCGUUCAUUUGGCAGUGCAGCUACAGUGAGUGAAAGUGAAGAGGACACCAGUGAUUGUGAUAGCACUGAUGAUGGGAUAUUUCCUCUGGAUUGUGGGGACCUGGAUCUAGAACAGAUUGAGAACAAUUGAGACUAACUUUCUAUAACAAUAAUAGAAAGACCUUUGGGUGGUGAUGGACUGAGUGGUUUGUAAUGCAGAAGGCCUCAAAACCUGACUGACCCAGCAAUCCUUUUCCAUUCUUCCAUGAAAUUCAAAACAUUUUAUGGAACAUAAAUUUGUAAGCUUUAUGUGGUUAAUUGUGCGCGGGGUGAUGCUGUCACCUGUGAUUUUUGUCAUUCAGUGAAUGAAUUAGAGGGGAAAAGACAUUUUUGAGUUAAGAUUAAUUUAAAUAGAAAACUUGUCAUUUUACCAUUAAGGUCUGAAAAACAAGCUUGUAAUAGCUAUCAAGGGAGGCAUUUUGCUGAAGUAUUCUGGACUGUCCAAAAUUUGUGUAUAAAAAUCUACAUAUAAUGAGGAAAGAGGAAAUAAGGAAAACUUUCAAAAAUGAAAUUAAUUUGGUAUUAGCCAGAUUAUGCUACUGAUGUUUCCAAGCUGACCAAUAACUGCCUGUACAGAUAUUGGGUGGUUGUAAAACAAACUGUACAUUUUUUAAAAACCUUCCAGUGGUGCAGCAACCUCUUUCCAAGAUGUGGUAUGUAUGACAUUUGUCCUGAGGUUGUAUUCCUACAAAAAGAGAUGGUAAAUUUUUUGUUUAUUCAGAGGAGCGGAAUAUGUCCAGUUAUAUUUUAUUUUUUGAAACCCAUUUUUUUUUUUAGAUCAUUUAUGGCUUAGGAUGUCUGUGGGGAUUAACAAGCCAUUAGGCCUUUUGAAGAAAUUGCACUUGUUUCUUGCACAUUAACUGGCAUCCCAAUCCUUUGUUGUGCUGCUGUUGACCAUCAGGAAAUAUCCUUGUUUCUUAUACCUAUGCAUUAAUGAACAGAUGGUUUUAAGAAACCUUUUGGCUGCUUAAUGCUACACUUGAUCUGAUUGUCACCUCAUCAUGCCAUAAAAUCUGAUCUAAUUAAUGAAAACUUCAAUUUGAUUGCUGCUGAUUUUGAGAGAGGUUGUUGCACCUUUAUUUUUGAGCAGAACUGUACUUAUAAGGUGGGUUUUAUUUUCUCUUAAAUUAACUUGAUUAUAUAUGUUCCUUUUUCAUUAAACUAAUUUUUACAGAUUAGUGCUGAGAAAAAACUUUGCAUUUCCAUAACUCACCUCAUUAGGUCGUUCUUGCUCCAGAUUAAGUUAAAUAGAGCUGAGGGGGUGGGGUUGAUUGGAACAACUUUCAAGGGCACUUCAGCAGUGGACUGGGACUUUAAUUAUUCCACUCUCUAGAUGUUGUACCCUCUGGGCAACUCUAGUAGAUAACUGGUCCGUGAAUAAAAGUGAUUUUUUUUUUUGGCUU